Arachis stenosperma is the source of this 378-nucleotide messenger RNA. RefSeq lists its product as uncharacterized. Lineage: Eukaryota; Viridiplantae; Streptophyta; Magnoliopsida; Fabales; Fabaceae. Bases 1 to 378 code for a protein of 125 amino acids. The transcript is spliced from 5 exons. The record is from RefSeq and is a predicted model, not a curated record.
AUGGAAGCCGUCACUGUGGCUGUUUUUGCAGAAGGGGCAGAAGCAAAAGAAGCUAGAAAUGCUGGAGCUAAUAUAAUUGGUGGUAAAGAACUUAUUGAGGAUAUUGCUAGUGGUAAUAAUAAACUUAAAGUUGACAAGUGCUUCUCAACUCUUGGAAUGGCACCUCAUCUUGGAAAGCUAGGUACUCUGACUAGUGAUAUUGCUGGUCAACUAAAAGAACUUAGGCAAGGCUGCAUUGACUUUAAGAUGGAAAAUAAAUCAAUUUUGCAUAUUGGACUGGAAAAGGUAAGCUACAAAGAAGAGGCUUUACGAGAGAAUAUGGACGCAUUUAUGAAUGAUGUCUUGCUUGCCAAGCUUGCUGGCUUAAAGAGUAAGUAG